This is a messenger RNA of Thrips palmi, 1471 nucleotides long. RefSeq names its product deubiquitinase OTUD6B. The transcript has 5 exons. Gene Ontology annotation, biological process: protein deubiquitination. Gene Ontology annotation, molecular function: cysteine-type deubiquitinase activity. The record is from RefSeq and is a predicted model, not a curated record. The coding region runs from base 106 to 1023 and encodes 305 amino acids. Lineage: Eukaryota; Metazoa; Arthropoda; Insecta; Thysanoptera; Thripidae.
ACACACACACACACACACGCACACACUGGCACAACAACCACAACACAUCGAGCAGAAAGAGCAGAGCCGGUGUUUUGUGCGAUUCAAAAUUGAUAGGAAGUGAUCAUGUCCGAUGAAAUUGAAGCAACCGAUCCCGAUAGUAUUGAAGAGCUUGAGAAAAAGUUCAGGCAAGAGAGAAAAGCGCUUCAAGCCAAAAUACAAUCACUCAAAAAAUCGGUGACCAAGGGUGACAAGAAAAAGAAGAAAGAAGUUCAAGAGGAGAUAGCACAGUUAGAGGCUGAUUUAGACAAGCGGCAGAAAGAGGAAGAGGAAAAUUUCAAUCUAAAUUCUCCAACGAAAUCACUUGAUAAUGUUGAAUCAGUUGCAAAUGAUGAGAAGUCGCUAGAAGAAACCCAGGAUAAUGUUGCAGCCCCUGUUGCGCGAGUGUCUAAAGCUGAAAAAAGGAGGCAAAAGAAAGCAACAGCUGGGAGAGAACGAAACGCGCGCAUUCAGGAGCAGGAAAGCGAAAAUUUGUUAGGUCCUAGACACAAGGAAAUGGUUGCUAUUGUUGAAAGGCUUCGUGAACGAGGCCUGGCAAUUCACGGAAUUAUUGCAGAUGGAAAUUGCUUGUACAGUGCAGUAGAACACCAACUGAAAGAAGCUGCAGCACCAGUAGUUGAUUCUGACUACAAAGCUUUAAGGAAGCUGACUGCUAACCAUCUACGACUCAACAGAGACGAUUUCCUUCCAUUUUUGUGUAACCAGGAUACUGGUGAUCCCAUGUCGGAAACUGAAUUUGAAGCCUACUGUAAGAAGGUUGAAAAGACAACUGCUUGGGGUGGUCAGAUUGAGCUGAGAGCUCUUUCUGAUGCCUUGAAGUACCCAAUUGAAGUGGUUCAAGCAGAAGGCCCUCCCAUGACCAUUGGUGAGCAAUAUCUGGCCUCAAAGAAACCAUUAAUUGUAACCUUCCAUCGGUAUUUGUACAGACUAGGUGAACACUACAACUCUGUAGCUCCCUAUGUUGAAGAUGAACAAGAAAGUUAAUUUGUUUCUACCGUCAAGCAACUACAAUGUGUGAAUUUAUCAAAAAAAUUUAACUUAAUAAAUUUGAAGAAACCCUGUGCCAAGUUCGUAGGAAUGUCAAAAGAAUAAUUAUCAUACAUCAGUUAGUCAAAGAAAAUGGCCUUUAUUUUCAAUAAAUUUUUACAAAAAUAGUGUUACAUAUGGAACAAUUGUCAAGGAUUAAAUCCACAUAGUAGGAACUAUGGGCUGAUAAAGUUGAAACAAAUUAGUAUUUGUUUGAAUUUUCUACUAAACUAGUGAGGAAUGAUAAAAUUGAAGUGGUCAUUGGCUCCUUAGCGUCAAAUGCUCAGCAUCUCUCUCAUCCCAGAAUCUUAAGCUAAAGUCAUCUGUAAGCUAAAGGGACAACAAGCAAUUCUGAAACAGAUCUCUUAAAAGUAAUUACUAUUUGAGAUUCAACUUCUCUUGAAAG